AUGGCUUCCGAGGAUCAAUCGUCUCAAGUGUUUGAUGAUAAGGAGCACCGGGCUGCCUACAUAUUUGAUCCUGCAGAUGAAGCUGAUGGAGCUGUGAGACCUGCAAAACGCAGAAAGGUCUCCAAAAAGCAUGACAAAGUGCCGAAGGAGCCCACACAAGCAGAUGCAACACUAUUCCAGCCUCUCUUUGAAACGGAUGCCGAAGUUGAAGCCACUGUGCGAUUGCGACAGACCCUUUUCCAAGAAGCAUGGUUAAAUCUCGACAAAAGAAUCCAUUACGUUCUGAGGGAGGCCAACCAGUCAACAUUGAAGAAUGUGACAUCGUUUGUCCGCGAAUCGCCCGCUCGGGAUGACCAAGACAAGAUCCCCUCGGGUUUCAUUGUCACGGGUGCAAAUAUCGCCUCGCAGGAACUGUUGUUUGAGCAAUUAUCAGAGACCCUGCAAGAUCAUGCCGACGCAAAGGUUGUGCGACUACGCUCAGCAGAUGCAUCCAACCUCAAAGCUGCCCUCAAGAAGAUCAUACAUGAUGUCACUGCCAGGGCGACGGAGGAUGGCGAUGACCUUGAAGUCGCGGUAGGCAAAGAUGGACGUAAAUACCUAAACUAUGACCUUGAGGCCCUUCACAGUCAUCUCAAAGUCAGCCCUCGAACCCAUAUUAUUAUUUGCUUCCAGGAUAGUGAGGCUUUUGAGGCUGGCCUUCUGUCGGAUCUCAUUUUAUUGUUUAGCUCCUGGCUCGAUCGAAUCCCCUUCGCGCUUUUGUUUGGAGUGGCGACGUCCGUUGAACUUUUCCAGGCGCGGUUGCUGAAGUCCACAUGUCACCACCUUUAUGGCGACAAGUUCGACGUGGAACAAUCGACAUUUGUGAUAGAGAAGAUUUUCAAGACCGCUGUCGCUCACGUUGACGCACCCCUGCGCCUUGGCUCAUCUUUACUCCAGGCUCUUCUGCAACGUCAGCAAGAGCAAGUGGCUGGCCUUUCAAUGUUUGUGAACUCCUUAAAAUAUACAUACAUGUGUCACUACUACGCAAAUCCCUUGAGUGUCUUCUUAGCGCCAACCCUUGAGCACGACCUGUUAUCGAAAGAGACAUUCGAUAUUGUGCGAUCAUUGCCGUCUUUCCGCACUUUCAUUGAGCAUACUCUAAGCACAGGAGAUAUUCAAACUGUGAAGUCCUUACUCGAUGACGACAAAGCACUUAUCGAACGCCUGAAGGUGCAGCAGCAUUCGUAUAAUCAGUGGACACAGCUUCUACUCAGGAACGUCAAUAUCCUGACAGCAUUUCCCACAACCGAGCUUGAUUUCGUGCAAAUUUAUCUGGACACCAUAGCCAACGGUAUUGAUAUGUUGGACGACCACAAAGACUUCAUAGACGCAGUGCAGCGGGCUAGCCCUGAUGAAAGUACCUCAUUCCUUACCCGCAUCCUGGAAAUCUUUCAAGAUGGCGACAACAGCACCGGCCUGAGCGGAUGGGUGGAAAAAGACAAUGGAUGUGUGACAGCGCUGUCAAAGAUUCUGGUUGAGAUCCGCAUCCUCCAGGAAACGGCCGAAGAAGACGGCAUUGCUCUAAAAAGCAAGUAUAGUGGUCAUAACAGAGUUCUCCGGACGACAGUCAUCGCUCAGAAAGUGCAGCUCAGCCAAGACACGGCUAACCUGACGGAGGAGGACAAGGCGUAUACAGGGUUGGUUGAAGGUUUGGUCGACCUAUUGAAGUUGAUGCUCAAGACGGAUAAAGUUGAGGAUAUCCUCUUUCACGAGGUGUGGUUUUAUGAUCUCAAAACACCAUACAAAGACGUUUUCAUUCCGCGACCUCGCGCAGUUGUCGAGAGGGCUCUGUCGCGGCCACACGAUUACCUGGGCUGUUCUUGCUGCAGCUCUGUGGAAGACGAAAUGAAACCGACGCUUCCUGCAACAGCCAUCCUCUACCAUCUCUAUCUCGAAACUGGAUCGCUCAUAAACGUCGCCGAUCUUUGGUCCGCCUUUUAUGCAAUCGUCGGCGACGAAAACAACGAUGAUGGCCUAGAUGAACGCACCACACUAGUUUUGUUCUAUCGCGCUAUUUCUGAGUUGAAAGCUUUGGGCUUUGUCAAGCAGAGCAGGAAAAAGGCGGAUCAUAUUGCAAAAUUGGCAUGGCACGGACUAUGA
This is a messenger RNA of Truncatella angustata, 2139 nucleotides long. RefSeq names its product origin recognition complex subunit. Gene Ontology annotation, biological process: DNA replication; DNA replication initiation. Bases 1 to 2139 code for a protein of 712 amino acids. NCBI's taxonomy places the organism in Eukaryota, Fungi, Ascomycota, Sordariomycetes, Amphisphaeriales, Sporocadaceae. The record is from RefSeq and is a predicted model, not a curated record. Gene Ontology annotation, cellular component: nuclear origin of replication recognition complex; DNA replication preinitiation complex; nuclear pre-replicative complex. The transcript is spliced from 6 exons. Gene Ontology annotation, molecular function: DNA replication origin binding.